Messenger RNA from Octodon degus (degu), 1121 nucleotides. RefSeq names its product opioid receptor delta 1 (gene Oprd1). The transcript is spliced from 3 exons. Bases 1 to 1119 code for a protein of 372 amino acids. Gene Ontology annotation, molecular function: G protein-coupled enkephalin receptor activity; neuropeptide binding. The record is from RefSeq and is a predicted model, not a curated record. Gene Ontology annotation, cellular component: neuron projection; membrane. Lineage: Eukaryota; Metazoa; Chordata; Mammalia; Rodentia; Octodontidae. Gene Ontology annotation, biological process: G protein-coupled opioid receptor signaling pathway; neuropeptide signaling pathway.
AUGGAGCCGACCCCUUCGGCGGGCGCCGAGCUGCAGCCCUCGUUCCUGCCUAACGCCUCGGAUGUCUACUCCAGCACCUUCCCCAGUGCGGGCACCAAUGCGUCGGGGCCGCCCGGGGCACGGAGCGCGUCGUCCCUUGCCCUGGCGAUCGCCAUCACCGCGCUCUAUUCGGCCGUGUGCGCCGUGGGGCUGCUAGGCAAUGUGCUCGUCAUGUUUGGCAUAGUCCGGUACACUAAGUUGAAGACAGCAACCAACAUCUACAUCUUCAACCUGGCCUUGGCCGAUGCGCUGGCCACCAGCACGCUGCCCUUCCAGAGUGCCAAGUACCUGAUGGAGACGUGGCCCUUCGGGGAGCUGCUCUGCAAAGCUGUGCUCUCCAUCGACUACUACAACAUGUUCACCAGCAUCUUCACACUCACCAUGAUGAGUGUCGACCGCUACAUUGCCGUCUGCCAUCCUGUCAAGGCCCUGGACUUCCGCACACCUGCCAAGGCCAGGCUGAUCAACAUUUGCAUCUGGGUCCUGGCCUCGGGUAUUGGUGUCCCCAUCAUGGUCAUGGCUGUGACCAGCCCCCGGGAUGGGGCAGUGGUGUGUAUGCUCCAGUUCCCCAACCCCAGCUGGUACUGGGACACAGUGACCAAGAUCUGCGUGUUUCUCUUUGCCUUCGUGGUGCCCAUUCUCAUCAUCACUGUGUGCUACGGCCUCAUGCUGCUGCGCCUGCGCAGCGUGCGCCUGCUGUCGGGCUCUAAGGAGAAGGACCGCAGCCUGCGGCGCAUCACGCGCAUGGUGCUGGUGGUGGUGGGCGCCUUCGUGGUGUGCUGGGCCCCCAUCCACAUCUUCGUCAUCGUGUGGACCCUGGUGGACAUCGACCGGCACGAUCCUCUCGUGGUGGCCGCACUGCACCUGUGCAUCGCCCUGGGCUACGCCAACAGCAGCCUCAACCCCGUACUCUACGCCUUCCUGGACGAGAACUUCAAGCGCUGCUUCCGCCAGCUCUGCCGCUCGCCCUGUGGCCGCCAGGAGCCAGGCAGUUUUAACCGGGCGCGCGAGGCCACAGCCCGCGAGCGGGUCACUGCCUGCACCCCCUCCGAUGGUCCGGGUGGUGGCGCUGCGGCCUGACC